Molecule: messenger RNA, 2251 nt
Organism: Zootermopsis nevadensis
Lineage: Eukaryota; Metazoa; Arthropoda; Insecta; Blattodea; Termopsidae
Gene: Dh44
Product: corticotropin-releasing diuretic hormone 44
Cellular component (GO): extracellular region
Molecular function (GO): hormone activity
Source: RefSeq, a predicted model, not a curated record
CACGGCACCGUCACUGCGAGUAGUGGCUGCUACAAACACGUCACAGGGAACUCCCGAUUACAGCAAAAAACGAUUCUUCUUAUCCAUUCCGUUUUCGAAAUAAAAAACUUCUUUUCGGUCCAGAUUUUGAAAGAACAGGGAACCGUUCGAACGGUCAGAUUCGAAAUUCAGAACUAAGCACGCAGAAAGCACGCUAGUGGCUUCGCUAAGUCAUCCCAAAGUCGUCUGAUUCAUCAUCUCUUCACGUCGUUUUCCGGUGUAAGGGGGACAUCAAGAUGCUCGCCGCGGUGCUGACACUGCUGCUGUCAGCGCUAGUGUCCUGUGGCACAGCUAGCAUCGAACCCCCGUUGCUGGAGGCCCUAGCAGCGCCGUCGGCUGACCACGAGACGACGUCCUACCUUCUUCCACGGCUGUCAGCCAAGUUCCGACCCCACGGCGACUGGGACAGCGCUCCGGACCCUCGCUUCUACGUCCUCACCGAACUGCAGAGGGAAUCGAGCCAGGCCGCACGUCGAAUGAAGCGGACCGGAGCUGUACCUUCGCUCUCGAUCGUCAACCCACUGGACGUCUUAAGGCAACGACUUCUGCUGGAAAUAGCUCGAAGGCGCAUGCGCCAGUCCCAGGACCAGAUCCAAGCCAACAGGGAAAUGCUCCAGACCAUCGGCAAGAGGGACGCUGACCAAUCACAGCAGCGCAGUAGUGACGACGACGACGAAGACGAUGAAAUGGAUUCGGAAUUUAUGGUUUCGUCAACAGACGAAAAGUCCGGAAGCAACAGGCCUCGAGAUACACCAGACUGGUCGCCAUCUUCUGGUCCACGUUGGGAUGACGAGUUUGCGUCUCAGCACCACUAAAAACGCGCAGAGAUUGUGAGGUGUCUUGUGCUGUGUGGAGCCUGUAUCCUGGACACUUUCCAUCUAUCUAAUGCUCAGACAACUGAAACUGCUUCUGUAAUUUACUUCUUUCAUUGAUGUGAACUUCCGUUUGUAUCAACCCCAAACUCUGUAGCUCAUCUUGCCAGUCAAAAAGAGUUCCGAGUGGCAUCCGUCGUCAUUCCUACCUGCUGUAUCAUAGACUAAAGAUUAAAUUAGUUAUAUUUUAAUAGCAUAAGUUAUCAUUCUGAGGGAUAUACACGAUUUAACACUGGAUGUGACUUUUGCUACUUCAGUCUUCUGUUAUUUUAUUUCUCAAACUAUUUCUGAAUUUCUUUUGUGUUGGCGUCGCAGAUCUGUUGCCUUUUGUGGCUUCCUCAACUGUUUUAUUUAUUCUAAGACUACGGCUGCAGGUUCAGCCCCUAUGUGAAUAUAAUUGUUAUUAUAUAUUUUAAAUUAAAUAUUAAUUUAUUAUUAAAAAUAAACUGCUUCAGUGGGAUAAAUUAAGUUUUUUUAAAAUUUGUUAGUCCUGUUAAGAAUUUUCCUUUAAUAUCCCUCAAUCCUGAAAGACCAGAAAUAAAUCUGCAGAAUCCAUGCAUUUUUUUAGAGCUCUGUCAUGUUUUGAUGGGUUAAGGGGUCGUUUAUCAAAAUAUGCAAAAGUGUAAUUCUUUCAUUCAAAUGCAAUAAGCAACAAAAAAGAUGAAGCUUGAGAAUGGCAAGUCCAUAUUGUCGUACCAGCUGGCUUCUUAAAUAAGAACUUUCCAUUCAUUUACAAGGGAAACAUCUGGUUUGAGAUAAGUAUUUCUAUAAAGAACUCCACACAAGAAAAGACUCGAUUUCUAUGGCAGGAACUCCAUUUGCUUUAAGACCGUACUGCAGAUGUAGCAACAUUCAGUGUUGGUCGUCUUCAAUGCCGUCGGGCUCCGUUAACUUUGAUUGCGUUUCCUUCAAAAAAUAUGGAACAAAUUCCAAUCCACAGAUAAUUUCUUCGCCAGAUUCUUUUCUUGCUUCUGAAGUUCAACUUUUACAAUAAUAUCUUCACGCCCUUCAUAAUGUCUAUUAACGCAUGAUCGUAACGCAACAUUCCGAGCAUUUUUAUCACAAACCAGCAACACAAUUGUAAAUUAAUGCUAGUGUGUGAUAAAAGUUGUUAGAAUGUUGUAUUGUGGUUAUACAACAAUAAAAGCUUGGAAGUUUAAACUGUUCGCUUUCAUUUCCACUGUCACAGAUGCUGUAGAAAGCUUUAAAUGUGUCCAUCUGUUGUAGUGGUAAUUGAAUCACGCACCGUAACUCAAAUCUGAGCUUCAAUCUGCAUGUCUCGUAUGUACAUAGGAAAGUCUUGUAGACCGUGUUGCUUAAAAUAAAUUCCUGUGCCUGUA